Messenger RNA from Onthophagus taurus, 906 nucleotides. Lineage: Eukaryota; Metazoa; Arthropoda; Insecta; Coleoptera; Scarabaeidae. The record is from RefSeq and is a predicted model, not a curated record.
AUGUCGGGAAUAAGCGACGAAGUGUGGGAAGACUUUGAUAUGGUUCUAAAUAGGCGUGAAAGAUUUUCUAGACUUUCGAGAGACCUGCAGCAGCUCACUGAGGACAGACUGGCCGCGUUUUUUGCGAGUGAGAAUAUCGAGGGUGAAGAAGAUGAUCCGUUCGGAGGUGAUGAUGCUGAUGAAGACUAUAUCCCCCCUGAUGAAGCGGCGUCCGAUGCUGAAGAAAAGUUGCACAUUGAGAAGAAUGUUACGGUGGACAGUGACGAUAGUGAUGAAGAAGAGGAAGAAGUUGUCGAAGGACGGGCGGUUACUGUGAAUAAUUCACAAUUGCCCGUUGGCGAAUUUUACACAUCCAAAGAUGGGGUUGUUUGGAUGAAAAAUCCACCGGCAAGAUACCGUCCGCAUGCAAACAAUGUUUCAGUUGUUGCGAGUGAGAAUAUCGAGGAUGAAGAAGAUGAUCCGUUCGCAGGUGAUGAUGCUGAUGAAGACUAUAUCCCCCCUGAUGAAGCGGCGUCAGAUGCUGAAGAAAAGUUGCACAUUGAAAAGAAUGUUGCGGUGGACAGUGACGAUAGUGAUGAAGAAGAGGAAGAAGUUGUCGAAGGACAGGCGGUUACUGUGAAUAAUUCACAAUUGCCCGUUGGCGAAUUUUACACAUCCAAAGAUGGGGUUGUUUGGAUGAAAAAUCCACCGGCAAGAUACCGUCCGCAUGCAAACAAUGUUUCAGUUGUUGCGAGUGAGAAUAUCGAGGAUGAAGAAGAUGAUCCGUUCGCAGGUGAUGAUGCUGAUGAAGACUAUAUCCCCCCUGAUGAAGCGGCGUCAGAUGCUGAAGAAAAGUUGCACAUUGAAAAGAAUGUUGCGGUGGACAGUGACGAUAGUGAUGAAGAAGAGGAGCGACUUGGGAAGUAA